CCUGUUACAGAAAAUUCGAUGGCGAGUGCUUCAUGGUGAAUGCUUUCUCGCAUGAGGUGGUGCAUCUGCCACAUCUGAGCACUUUCAACCAUGGGCUUUCUGGUUACUCUCGUAAGGCUCUCCCCAUUAUCCCGGUCAACAAUGGCUUCGUGCAUCGUUGUUGCUUCGUCGUUCCACACCAUUACACAAACACUUGCUCUCUGGCAACCUGGGAUGAAGUCUUGGCAUGGUUGCGAUGGCCUUCCAAUUGUUGGGCCCAAAGAUUUUGCAUUCUACCAGGGGAAGCUGUACGUGCUCUUGAGGUUCAUUCCGCGCCUCUAUGCCUUUGAACUCGAGGAGGAUGAUCAUGGGGUCGUCGUCUCUCGUGUUGAGCAUUGUGGGAUUGAGCCACUUCAUGAACACCGCAUUCAGGGUCGUGGUGUAUUGAGUUGCAACAUUGUGGUGUGGCGUGGCAACCUAUUAUUAACCAUCAGAAGGUAUGAUGCUACUGGUAAGUUCUGUACCAAGCGCACACUUCGUCAAGUUGAAGUGUUUGCACUGGACUUCAGCACAAACCCUUGUGGACUCACAGAGAUACACAGCUUUGAUGGUGAUAGUAUCUUCGUUGACUCAUGCAGCUGCAAUUCCUUUCCUGCUGGUCUGUAUGAUGGAGUUGAAGGUGAUCUUGUCUACUUUGUUGAUCAGUAUAGUAAAUAUGACGGCGGUUCUUUCGACCCUUCUUAUGAUACAUUUGUGUACAAUGUGAGAAAUGGUACAGCAAGGCCUUUUGUUGUCGAGUUAUCACCACAUAACUUUGGGGCACCAAGGGGUAAGCUCGAUGUCCCGUUGUGGUUGUUAGCUUCCAAAUGAGCUGCUGCUGAGCAAAUGUGAUC
Molecule: messenger RNA, 872 nt
Organism: Panicum hallii
Lineage: Eukaryota; Viridiplantae; Streptophyta; Magnoliopsida; Poales; Poaceae
Exons: 2
Coding region: 91-849 (252 amino acids)
Source: RefSeq, a predicted model, not a curated record